Camellia sinensis is the source of this 2247-nucleotide messenger RNA. Its product is annotated as peptidase M1 family protein. Gene Ontology annotation, cellular component: cytosol. The record is from RefSeq and is a predicted model, not a curated record. NCBI's taxonomy places the organism in Eukaryota, Viridiplantae, Streptophyta, Magnoliopsida, Ericales, Theaceae. Gene Ontology annotation, biological process: proteolysis. Gene Ontology annotation, molecular function: metallopeptidase activity; zinc ion binding.
AAGCAUCUAUUCUCAUUCUCUCUCUCUCUCUCUCUCUCUCUCUGUCUCUCUCUCUAUAUAUAUUACACCUGCUGCUAUCCUACGCAGUACGCACUCUCCUCUGCAACUCCUUCUCCUUCUCCUUCUCCUCUGCAACUCCCCUAAAACCCUAACCCUAACUCUCUCCCCUCUCCAAUGGCGCCCAUCGACCCACACUCAUUCACCGACUCAUCACACCCACUGGCCACCCACAUCUCCCUCUCUCUCUUCUUCGACUUCUCAUCUUCCACCAUCCAUUCCUCCGCUCUCCUCUCUCUCCCCACCCCCCACUCCGGCCCCAUCUCUCUCGACACCCGCUCUCUCUCCAUCACCUCCGUCUUCGACCCCCUCACCAAAACCCCUCUCCCCUUCUCUCUCUCCUCUCCCUCAGACCCCAUCAAAGGCCAAUCCCUCACAAUUUCUCUCUCUAACCACUCCAAAUUCGCCAUCAUCUUCACCACCUCUCCCUCCAGCUCCGCCCUCCAAUGGCUCUCUCCGCCGCAGACCUUCAAUAAAUCGCUUCCCUUCGUGUACACUCAAUGCCAAUCGAUUCACGCUCGAUCUGUGUUCCCUUGUCAAGACACCCCAGCCGCGAGGAUCUGCUAUUCGGCUCGGCUGAACCUCCCGCGCCAGCUCUUUUCCGUGAUGUCGGCGCGCCAUGUUGAGCGAAGGGCGCCGGGGGCCGGAGAGGCGGCGAUGGCGUGUGAUGAUUCGAUGUGGUGUGCGGAAGGGAGGAUGGUGGAGGAGUUUGUGAUGGAGCAGCCGAUUCCGCCGUAUCUGUUUGCUUUUGCGGUGGGGGAGAUAGGGUUCCGGGAGGUGGGCCCGAGGACUAGGGUUUAUGCGGAGGCGGUGCCGGCGGUGUUAGAUGCUGCGGCGAGGGAGUUUUCGGGGACGGAGGAUAUGAUUAGGGUUGGGGAGGGGUUGUUUGGGCCGUAUGAGUGGGAGAGAUUCGAUUUGCUGGUGUUGCCGCCGAGCUUUCCUUAUGGUGGGAUGGAGAAUCCGAGGAUGGUGUUCUUGACUCCGACGGUGAUUAAGGGGGAUGCUAGUGGAGCUCAAGUGGUGGCUCAUGAGCUUGCUCAUAGCUGGACUGGGAAUUUGAUUACUAACAAGACCAAUGAUCACUUUUGGUUGAAUGAGGGUUUUACGACUUAUGCGGAGCGGAGAAUUGUUGAGGCUGUGCAAGGGGAAGAUAGAGCUGCAUUGAAUAUUGGAAUUGGUUGGAGGGGUUUGGUAGAGGAAAUGGAGAGAUUCAAGGACAAUAUGGAGUUCACAAAGCUCAAAACAAAUCAGGAAGGAGUGGAUCCUGAUGAUGUGUAUUCUCAAGUUCCAUAUGAGAAAGGCUUCCAGUUUUUAUGGCGGAUUGAACGACAGAUUGGAAGGCCUGCAUUUGAUGAUUUCCUGAAGAAAUAUAUUGCCACCUUCAAGUUCCAAUCCAUUGACACUGAUAUGUUUCUCAAUUUUCUUAAAGCCAAUGUCCCUGGAAUAGAGAAUGAGAUUGAUUUGAAAUUAUGGACUGAGGGUACUGGUAUCCCUCCAGAUGCCAUGGAGCCAGUUUCCAACAUUUAUACAAAGAUUGUAUCACUGGCAAAUGAGUUCAAGCAAGGUAGGAUGCCAAGGGAGGAUGAAGUUGCUGAUUGGCAUGGACAGGAAUGGGAGCUUUACUUGGAGAACUUGCCCAAGUCCGUUGAGGCUUCACAGCUCACAGCCUUGGAUGCACACUAUAGGCUAGCAGAAUCAAAAGAUUACGAGGUCAAGGUGGGAUUUCUCCAACUGGCGAUUUCAUCCAAGUGCAGAGAUUACUACAGUGAGGUGGAGAGAACUCUAAAGGAAGUUGGGAGGAUGAAGUAUCUUCGUCCACUAUAUUCUGCACUCGUGCAAGGCGUUGGAAAGGAAGAAGAGAAGGUCUUUGCAAAAAGGGUGUUCUCUGAGGCUCGAGACUGUUACCACCCCAUAGCUCAAGGCGUUGUCGAGUCAAUCUUCUCCAAGCAUCUGUAAAAUGUCAUAAAAUAAACUGAACUGAUUGACUCCUGAAUUGUUGAUGAAUCCAUGACCAUGCAGAAUGUACCUGAAUGAUGCUGAACUACUGGCCUUUGGUGAAUAUCCUGCUGGGUGCUGUGUUAACAUCGGUUCAUUUUAAUUUCUGGUAAUGGAAAUCUUUUUGCUAAAAAUUGAUAUUUUUCUAAUGUUUUAUGUUCACUAAUUGAAAAAAUGCUUCCUCGUUCUUUGCAA